GCGUCCCCCGCCCCCGUACCUCCCCGCCCCACGCCGCAACCAGCUUUCUUUCCCAAAUAUAUCUAAAAGUUUUCAAUUCCUUAGCUCUACAGCCCCAAUCCCCUUCCCACAGAAGAUUUUGCUGUAGCUCAGCACCCAUGCUGGGGAAGUUCUGGGUCUCCACUGGUUGGAGAAUUCAAUGGGGUAGCCAACAUCCUAGCCUGUGGGAGCUAGAGGUGUGAACUGGGCUGAUAAGGUACCCCUUUGUAUAAUUUUUGUUAUACACUUUCCCCCUGAAUCCUUUGAAACCAAUCCUAUGGAAAGAAACUCGAUUUAGAUUGUAACACCACUCUCAGUCCCAGACCCACUAAAAGCUGCUUAGACUGCAACACUUGUAAAUGAUUAUUUAAAAUAUAUCUGAUCAGUGGACCCAGUUCUUUCAUGAAAUAUGCGCUCUCAAUUGUGUUAAUAUUUCUUACAGAAAUAUUAACAAGUGUAUGUGCAUAGCUUUCCCCAGAGGUUAACUUGUUAACUAGGAACAAGUUAAGGGAUAGGAAAGUUGUAAUUACUGUAGCAGGGAUAGAGAUGGACAUCAUAUAAUCAACUUAGGAAAUGGACACGUGGUAAUAACCACAAUUUAGUUUCCUAUGGCCUUAUAGUUUCCAUAAUGACCUUACGGCACUUUAUUCCUUCAAGAUAUUAACACAGCCUCAUGGAAAGAUAGUUCAAAAGUUGAUAAUCACAAGUCUAUACAAUGACACUCAGCUAAGGAAAAUAUCGUAUUCCCCCAUAUAUCUGAAACACUUGGUUCAGAGCUUGAAGGAAUAUUGAAAAAUAUUGCAUACUACCUACACUGUAUGUUUAGCGGCCAAGGAGUUGAUUUCUCUCUUUGCAGAGCUACUGAUAAAUAGGCAAUGGGUAAUAUUAGCGAAUUCCAGUCUUCCUCCUCCCAACACACUGAUAUGCACAGGCAGCUCAUUUGGAUGAAUUCCCAAAUCUUUUUACCUGGCCGUGUGGUUAGUGAUUGGUUUUAUCAGCAAUCAGCUAACUACACUGCCUAGUAACUAGACUCACAGAAAAUAAGGUUAACUUUCAUCACAAACUGCAGACUAAAACUGGUGCCCCCAUACAUUGAGAUAGACAAACCAUUAGUUCAGUUGCAGCUCACUUUGUGGGUUGGUGAAUACUCUACUAAUGAAAAAGAGGCACAAUAAAUCACAGCAUACAGCGUUAAGCGUUAUAGGGGGCUCCGCCCAGCAGUAUAACGUCUUAAAGUCAUUCAACACCACGGAUUUCGCUUUCGACCCCCUCAUUGACUUUCCUUGAAUCAUGAGAGAUGAAAUUGCAACAACAGUCUUCUUUGUCACAAGAUUAGUGAAAAAACAUGAUAAACUGAGUAAACAGCAAAUAGAAGACUUUGCAGAAAAGCUGAUGACAAUCUUGUUUGAAACAUACAGAAGUCACUGGCACUCUGAUCACCCUUCUAAAGGGCAAGCCUUCAGGUGUAUCAGGAUAAACAAUAAUCAGACUAAAGAUCCUAUUCUAGAAAGGGCUUGUGCCGAGAGUAAUGUGGAUUUUUCUCACCUGGGACUUCCAAAGGAGAUGACCAUAUGGGUAGAUCCCUUUGAAGUGUGCUGUAGGUAUGGUGAGAAAAAUCGUCCAUUUACAAUUGCUUCUUUCAAAGGCAGAUGGGAGGAAUGGGAAUUAUCUCAACAAAUCAGUGAUGCUGUAAAUAGAGCCACGUUAGACUACUCCUCGGGCACUUCCUCUGAUGAGGAAAGUUGUAACAAGGAACCUCAGAUAAUUCCUAAAGUCAUCAAUCCAAAGAGUAUCUAUCAGGUUGAAAACUUGAAACAGCCCUUUCAAACUUGGUUCCAAAUGCCCCGCAAAAGGAAUAUGGUGGAUGGCCGGAUGGGCCUCCUGAGAAAUGCUUAUCAUGUGUUGCAUAAAACCCCUAAAGGUCACAGGCCCGCUGCUGCACACCGGGUGGACAGGUACCACUGGGUCAACACAAACCGAUAAGGCAGUGGCUGAGCACUCAGUGGGGCAGAGCUCAACAGAGCUACUUCAUAUUUUCUCUGAAACAAAAAUGAGUCUAAGGUUGAGAGGCCCGGGAAACAGAAAAAAUAACCACAUGAGGGACAAGGGUGCCUGUAGAUCAUGAUUGUGUUCUUAGCUGUGCUUUUAAUUCUUAUUUAAUUUUACAUGAAGUUUUAUGUAACCCUAGUGAAUGUACCUAAUAAGCUAAUAGAGUGACGAUAAUUGACGUGUGGUAAGAUUCAGUGAAUUAUGAAAAGUAACAGUUUAAAUAAACGUGCUGUGUUUUUAA
Sus scrofa (pig) is the source of this 2308-nucleotide messenger RNA. The record is from RefSeq and is a predicted model, not a curated record. Lineage: Eukaryota; Metazoa; Chordata; Mammalia; Artiodactyla; Suidae.